UCUGCUGAAAUACAUUUUGUACAUAUAUGCGCGAAUUGGAUGUGAGGCUGGGCUGUUCUAUGAUAUGUUAUGAAUUACAAUUCAUAUUAUAUGUCACGAAUUUGCAAAACGUACAACAGGGGAAGGGUUAGCUAACAUACAAAAUAGAGAAAAAGUACUAAGUAGUUGAAAAGUUGCUAAUUUGUUAAAAUGCUAAAGUUGUCUGCGAUGACAUUUGAACCCACAACCUUUGGGUUGCUAGACAUUCAGGUUGUAUGCCUACCCAUCCACUCUGACCAACUAACCUACUUUAGCAUUUGCUCUAACAAUCUGUUUUAUGUAACCAUACCAAAUUUACUUUAUCACACUAAUUUGAGUGUACCGGAUUUAUGUUUACUAUGUUAAGUCUAGUCUAUGAGACCAGGCUGGUAUGAAAGCCAGUAGUGUUUCUUAUGCUAAUGGCAUGCUGAAUCAGGUAACAACACAUCCAUUAUGUGAGUUGCGAGAGGAGAGGCGGAGGAAUCACCGGGGCGGACUCGUGGAUCCUGUUCCUGUCAGAGUAUACAUACACACACACACACACACACAUACACACUCUUUAGGCUCGUGUUCACGGACUCAGGAGCUCGAAGACCGGUCCAGGUUUGGGUACCGCACCGUGCGCUUCAGCGAACCCCUCCGCUGGAAUUAAGAGAAAUGGAUGAAUGAAACUGAAAGCAGGUUUCCCACAAACUUGGUCCGGAACGUGCACCCCGAACUCCUCUCCAAUGACAUCUGGGACUGGUUUUGCGUGCUCUCCUCCUUUCUCUCAGGGAUGGACCUGAUGAUGGGGUUAUGAAGGCAACUCAUGGAAGAUAUAUACACCAUGAAGAAACUGCGAACAACCAAAAAUGUUCAUUCACUUUCUUUUAAGGGAUGUGGUUUGUGUUCUCACUCUAUGCAGUUUACUCAAUCAGGUCCAGGAAGACUAGUCAUGUGUCAUCACCCCUCAACAUGAGUCCAGUGGAAUAAACAACGAAUCCCAGACAGACAUUCUCUCAGUGGCCUGUAAUGCAACAGCAGCAUCAGACAGGAAGGAAAGAGCAGGGUGCACAGAGAAAGUAGUGAGACCAUAUGUGAUAUGAGUCACUGGUGAAUGGCGUCUGUUACCAAUGACCGGAUCGGAAAUAGAAAUAGCCAGGUUCUGGACCUCGUCAAUCCUUACUGGGUCCCAGCCAGUGGGGAAGGAGAAGGAGACGUGACCAAUGGGCCUCACCCUUGACCGCAAACAUAAGGAUGAGGAAUCCAGACAAUGGUAUGAGCAAUGUUGAGAUGUCCCUUAUAAUGGCCCAAAUGAUCAUUCAGGCGGAUCUUCUUUGGUUAGUCAGACAUUAAUAUCAAUCACAAAGACAAUCAUAUUUUAGUGGGCGGUGAGACUGCUGGAGGGUAAGGUGUGUGUGUGUAUCCCUGGAUCCUCUGGGUGAUAGCGGGAUGCUGCGGAGGGGUCUGCUGGCCUGGGUGUCCCGUGUGGGCGUGCUAUUGGUCCUAGUGUGCUGCUCUCUGUCCCUCCUCUACGUCAUGACCUGCAGCCCCCACUCCGAGGACAACCUGGUGAGCCACGCCCUGCCACGCCCCGGGCUGGGGGUAGGGGCAGCAGGGGGCAUAGGGGCGGGUCAGAGCGGACCCCCGGGGCGGGAGGACUACCAGGCCAUGCUAGCGGAGCGCGAGGAGCAGCACAAGCUACACAUGGCGAGUCUGAAGAAGCAGAUCGCCCAGUUAAAAGAAGCACUGCAGGAGCGUAGUGAGCAGCUCAAAGGAGUUCAAGACACAAUGGAACGGGCGGCUGGGAGAGGCCAGGGCGGACAGUCCCCAGGAGGAGGUGCCCUCGGGGAGGGGGGCCAGGGGCCUGGGGCUGACAGGAGCCACACGGACCUCCAGGAGUUCCUCCGCAGUCAGCUGGGCCGGGCGGAGGUCCACCAGGGGACCAGACUACCCAAUGAGUACGCCGUGGUGCCCUUUGAGAGCUUCACCCUGCAGAGGGUGUACCAGCUGGAGAUGGGCCUGACCAGGCACCCUGAGGAGAAGCCCGUGAGGAAGGACCGGAGGGAUGAGCUGAGUGAAGCGCUGGAGACAGCCCUGCGGAGCCUCAACACACCCCGAGACGGAACAGACAAGGGCCGGACCACCAAGGUCUACUCCCCAUCAGACUUCAUAGAAGGUAUCGCUCGGACGGAGAAGGACAAAGGCACUCUGUAUGAGCUCACCUUCAAAGGGGACCAGAGCCGUGAGUUCAGGAAGCUGGUUCUGUUCCGUCCCUUUGGGCCCCUGAUGAAGGUGAAGAACGAGAGGGUGGACACGGCUAACGUCCCCAUCAACAUCAUAGUGCCCCUCUCCCAGAGGGCCGACAAGUUCAGACACUUCAUGCACAACUUCAGAGAGGUGUGUGUGCGGCAGGAUGGGCGUGUCCACCUCACAGUGGUAUAUUUUGGGAAGGACCAGAUGAAUGAAGUCCGGAGCACCCUGGAGAACACGUCUAGGGAGAUCAACUUUAAGAACUUCUCCCUGCUCCAGCUGAAUGAGGAGUUCUCCAGGGGACGUGGCCUGGAUGUGGGCGCCAGGGCGUGGAAGGGAGGAAACGUCCUCCUCUUCUUCUGUGACGUCGACAUCUACUUUACCGCCGACUUCCUGAACACCUGCCGUCUCAAUGCUCAACCUGGUAAGAAGGUCUUCUAUCCUGUUCUGUUCAGCCAGUAUAACCCAACCCUGAUCUACGGUAAUCAUGACCACAUCCCGCCAGUUGAACAGCAGCUGGUGAUUAAAAAGGACACAGGAUUAUGGAGAGACUUUGGCUUCGGAAUGACGUGCCAGUACAGAUCAGAUUUCAUCAACAUAGGUGGUUUUGACGUGGACAUCAAAGGUUGGGGUGGUGAGGAUGUUCACCUUUACAGGAAGUACCUGCACAGCAACCUGCUGGUGGUCCGGUCCCCAUCGCGGGGCCUCUUCCACCUGUGGCACGAGAAGCGCUGUGCUGACGAGCUGCCCCCGGAGCAGUACAGGAUGUGCAUGCAGUCCAAGGCCAUGAACGAAGCCUCACACGGCCAGCUGGGCAUGCUCUUCUUCCGACACGAGAUCGAGGCACACUUGCGUAAGCAGAAACCCCAGCGGUCCAUUGCCAAAAAGACAUGAGGGGAAUCACACAGGAAUCUAGACUACGGGAGGAGGGCAUGACAGUAUGACAGUCAGAGACAGUGAGGGGGGGAAACAACAACAAAACAGAGAUCUUCUGUUAUGAACAGUGAUGACAUAACAGUACUGACUCACUAUAGAGGAAAAACACUCCAAUAUAUCCUCCCUUUUGUUGUGCCAAAAAGGGCAUAACAAAAUACACCUAAGACACCUGCCGUUACUUGAAGAAGUGCAAGCACUGUGAAGACGACAGUUAAAAUGGCCAGCAGAAGUAUUGUAUUGACUGCUCCUCUGUGUUUUGGUCUAAAAUCAUGUGCCUCAUGUUGACUGACUGACAGCUGUGGCAUUGCUGGUUUCUUGAAGGAGGCUGGAGGAAGACUGGAACACGAUUUCCCUGUGUCUUACUAGAGCCACCUUGUGGACAGGAGGAAAACAGCAUGACAGUGAAGGGAAUGUGGACACUGAAGCUCAAGUCAUGUAACCUGGUUACAUGACAAUACACUCAGACAGAUGGUCAAUCAAUAAAUGAAAACAGGUGUUAGUGAUGCUUAUUUAGCGAGCCAAUGACAACAACAAAGGAGGGACACGGACACUGUUAGACAUUCAUUAUUUCUCAAGCUCCACAGAAUCAUUAUGGUGCUCUGCUUUUUCACGAGUUUUAUUAAUCCUGCCUGCAUGUGCUUUUAUGUGGUUUUUCAUCAUCAAGAAACAAAACAGUGCAGUUUUGUCUUGUUUGAAGGGUCAAAAUAAAUAUACUAUAUUUUUUUACACUGGGCAGUAUUUUGGUUCACAGUUUGAGAAUGAAGCUACAGUACAUGUAUGACGAAGAUUAUAUGGCCCUGAGAGAAAAUAUGGGUACAGUGUCCUUUGUUUUGAGUAUAGGCUAACAUUGUGCAAAUAAUAUAUUUUAGAAUAGAUGUAUUACACUUCUGUUCCAUAAUUAAGUUAUCCAGUGAUAAAAUUACAGAAUGAAUUUCACACAACUUUUGUUGGAAAAAGAAAAUGCUUAUUUAAUAUUAACAAUUGUUAGCUACAUCACUCAUUUGCCUAUUCUUUCUUAGAAGCUGAAAUGGCGGUGGCUUGACACAAGUCUACAUGAGCCAAAUUAAGUUUAGUGGUAGUAUAAUGCUUCCGUGUCUACAGAGCACUAUAAGACCAGGACAAGGAAGGGUAGGAAAAGGCCUGUAUGAAAGUGCAAAUACAAUCUGAAAUGGAAUGUUAAUAUGGAAAGAGGGUCUGAUAUUUGAACAUGGCAAAUUGUUUUGACGUUAAUCCUGAUGGAUUUCUACUGAGAGUAUUUCUUCGGAGAUGUAUAGCCUAUAGAUAAAUACAUUCUCACAGGCUUGACAUUCACAGCGAGUGACAAUUGAUUUUAUGCCUUUAUUUAACGAGCUCACUUAAUCGUCUUAAAAUAAAUAUUGAGAGAUUUGAUUUAAUUCCCAGGUCUUUCGUUUUCAAGAAAGCACUUGGGUUGCUUCACAUGGAAGAAUUUGUAUGAACCUACAUUUGUGUCGGAUGACCAAAACCUGUAAAAAGAGUCAGGAGGAUGCACCUUUUAAAUUGUUUUACGUUUUAUUGUUUCGUGAAAGGAUACGUCUAUCUGUUAAUAAUAAAUAUAACUUUUCUGAUGAA
Molecule: messenger RNA, 4776 nt
Organism: Oncorhynchus nerka (sockeye salmon)
Lineage: Eukaryota; Metazoa; Chordata; Actinopteri; Salmoniformes; Salmonidae
Product: chondroitin sulfate N-acetylgalactosaminyltransferase 1-like
Exons: 9
Coding region: 1450-3144 (564 amino acids)
Cellular component (GO): Golgi cisterna membrane
Molecular function (GO): glucuronosyl-N-acetylgalactosaminyl-proteoglycan 4-beta-N-acetylgalactosaminyltransferase activity
Source: RefSeq, a predicted model, not a curated record